GUUAAGUCUGAACGCUGACUUGAUCAUGUUGAUGCAUAACAUUUUUAAUUGAGCACGCAUAACCACUGCAUUCUUAAAUGAAUUGAGCUUGGGAGCGUGAGAACUUCGAAGUAUUUAAGCUUUAUUUACAUGUCACCUUUUCGAAUUUUAGUGAUGGCAAUACUCUGCACUGUCAAUUAGAGUCUCGAAUAAUGUUUUUGUUUUGAUUGUGAACACCACGUUUUGCUAGUAAAUCUUCAACAAAUGAAUUGAUAAUUGAAAGCAAUUAUUAAAAGCAUUAAAUAAAUGGAUUUUGCUAAAAAAAUUUUGAAUAAAUAUGGCUGGAAGGAAGGAGAGGGUUUAGGUAAAAACAAUGAUGGCAUAGCUAAGCCAUUAAAGGCAAGUUUAAAAUUCGACAAUACCGGCCUUGGAUCAGAUCAGGCAGCGAGUGACUUUAAUAACCACUGGUGGAAUAGAAUCUACAAUGAGGCUACACAAAAUAUAGAAAUAAAGAAUGGUGGAAAUGGCAAAGUUAGUAUGGAAUUAAAAGAAGCCGAUGCUGUCGAAAUAUCAACAAAAGGAUAUUCGACGAAAAAAUUGAAAAAAGCAAAACAGAAUUCUGGAAAUGAUAGUGGUGGUGCACAAUACAAUAAUUUUCUGCAAUCUGCAACAUUAUCCAGUGGUGGAUGUGAAAUUGAAAAUCCAAAUAAAAUUAAUUCAGAUGAUAUAUCAGUUACACAGUACAAAAUACUUACCGAUGAGGAACUUUUUAAGGCAUGUGGAGGACGUACAGCACAUAAAGGAGCACGACAUGGUUUAAAACUUAGUGGGAAACUUGCUAGGCUAGAACAACAGGAACAAAUGCUAUUGGAAAAAAUGAAAACGAGUGAAUCGCAUAAAAUGGAAAAUAAUGUUUUAAAUGAUGAUAUAGUCAAUUCUGCUGCAAAGAAAUCUAAAAAGAAGAAGCGAAAAUCUGAGAUCAUCGAUGAAGAUAUCACCAAAUCAGUUACGAAUGAAUCCAGUGAGAAUUACGAAGAAACAAGUGAAUAUGUGAAACGUAAACGAAGGAAGCAACGAGCUGAAAUUUUUGAUGAUUUUGAGGAUAGCAAUUUAAACGUUGAGCAUAAUCAAUUUAUAGAAAUAAAUUCAAACAGCUUUGAGGAUAUUACUGGAAAUUCCAUUGGCAAAAAAAUGAAAAAGAAAAAGCGAAAAGAAAAUUCUCAAAGUACAGAAUCCAACAAAAAUGAAGAUAUUUCAUUAGAAAGGAAGGAAGGUGAUUUCAGAGAGAAAACACAGAAAAGUGAAGGUGGAGACCUUUCUGAUAAAAUAGUGGCAGAUACCAAGCCAGAAACGAUAAAUGGAACCUUGCAGUCACAUAAGACGAAGAAAAAUAAAAAUAAAGAAUUGCAAGAAGAUAGCGCAGACGGCAUACAAAAGAAGUCUAAGACGAAGAAAAAGAAUAAAGAAUAUAACAAUGAGUUUCAAACUGAAACAUAAAAUAA
Teleopsis dalmanni is the source of this 1481-nucleotide messenger RNA. RefSeq names its product G patch domain-containing protein 4. Gene Ontology annotation, biological process: regulation of ribosome biogenesis. Bases 286 to 1476 code for a protein of 396 amino acids. Gene Ontology annotation, molecular function: nucleic acid binding. The record is from RefSeq and is a predicted model, not a curated record. Lineage: Eukaryota; Metazoa; Arthropoda; Insecta; Diptera; Diopsidae. Gene Ontology annotation, cellular component: nucleolus. The transcript has a single exon.